UUUGCAGAGCUCAUCGUCAAGGAGCCCCCGACUCCCAUCGCACCCCCACAGCUGCUGCGUGCGGGCCCCACCUACCUCAUCAUACAGCUCAACACCAAUUCCAUCAUUGGGGAUGGGCCUAUCGUGCGCAAGGAGAUCGAGUACCGCAUGGCGCGCGGCCCAUGGGCUGAGGUGCACGCCGUCAGUCUGCAGACCUACAAGCUGUGGCACCUUGACCCUGACACCGAGUAUGAGAUCAGCGUGCUACUCACACGCCCUGGGGACGGGGGCACUGGCCGCCCCGGUCCGCCGCUGCUCAGCCGCACCAAGUGCGCAGAGCCCAUGAGGGCCCCCAAAGGCCUGGCUUUCGCUGAGAUCCAGGCUCGCCAGCUGACGCUGCAGUGGGAACCUUUGGGUUACAACGUGACGCGCUGCCACACCUACACUGUGUCCCUCUGCUAUCACUACUCCCUGGGCAGCAGCCACAACCAGACCAUCCGGGAGUGUGUGAAGAUGGAGCGGGGUGCCAGCCGCUACACCAUCAGGAACCUGCUGCCUUACCGGCAUGUCCACGUGCGCCUCAUCCUCACCAACCCGGAGGGCCACAAGGAGGGCAAGGAGGUCACCUUCCAGACGGAUGAGGAUGUGCCUGGUGGGAUUGCAGCUGAGUCACUGACCUUCACACUGGAGGACAUGAUCUUCCUCAAAUGGGAGGAGCCCCAGGAACCCAACGGCCUCAUCACUCAGUAUGAGAUCAGCUAUCAGAGCAUCGAGUCGUCAGACCCGGCAGUGAACGUGCCUGGCCCACGACGCACUAUCUCCAAGCUCCGCAAUGAGACCUACCAUGUCUUCUCCAACCUGCACCCCGGUACCACCUACCUAUUCUCUGUGCGGGCUCGCACAGCCAAGGGUUUUGGCCAGGCAGCCCUCACUGAGAUCACCACCAACAUCUCAGCUCCAAGCUUUGAUUAUGCCGACAUGCCGUCUCCCCUGGGAGAGUCUGAGAACACCAUCACUGUGCUGCUGAGGCCGGCACAGGGCCGUGGUGCGCCCGUCAGCGUAUACCAGGUGAUUGUGGAGGAGGAGCGGCCGCGGCGACUGAGGCGGGAGCCAGGUGGCCAGGACUGCUUCCCAGUGCCUCUGACCUUCGAGGCAGCGCUGGCUCGUGGCCUGGUGUACUACUUUGGGGCUGAACUGGCAGCCAGCAGUCUGCCCGAGGCCAUGCCCUUUACUGUGGGUGACAACCAGACCUAUCGCGGCUUCUGGAACCCACCGCUUGAGCCCAGGAAGGCCUACCUCAUCUACUUCCAGGCAGCAAGCCACCUGAAAGGGGAAACCCGGCUGAAUUGCAUCCGAAUCGCCAGGAAAGCUGCCUGCAAGGAGAGCAAGCGGCCCCUGGAGGUGUCCCAGAGAUCAGAGGAGAUGGGGCUCAUCCUGGGCAUCUGUGCAGGGGGCCUUGCCGUCCUCAUCCUCCUUCUGGGGGCUGUCAUUGUCAUCAUCCGCAAGGGGAAGCCAGUGAACAUGACCAAGGCCACCGUCAACUACCGCCAAGAGAAGACCCACAUGAUGAGUGCCGUUGACCGCAGCUUCACGGACCAGAGCACCCUGCAGGAGGACGAGCGGCUGGGCCUGUCCUUCAUGGACACCCCAGGCUAUAGCCCCAGGGGAGACCAGCGCAGCAGUGGGGUCACUGAGGCCAGCAGCCUCCUGGGGGGCUUACCAAGGCGCCCAUGUGGCCGGAAGGGCUCCCCGUACCACACGGGGCAGCUGCACCCUGCGGUGCGUGUGGCUGACCUUCUGCAGCAUAUCAACCAGAUGAAGACGGCGGAGGGCUAUGGCUUCAAGCAGGAGUACGAGAGCUUCUUUGAAGGCUGGGAUGCCACAAAGAAGAAAGACAAGCUCAAGGGUGGUUGGCAGGAGUCAAUGCCUGCCUACGAUCGGCACCGAGUGAAACUCCACCCGAUGCUGGGAGACCCCAAUGCCGACUACAUUAAUGCCAACUACAUAGACGGCUACCACAGGUCAAAUCACUUCAUAGCCACUCAAGGGCCGAAGCCUGAGAUGAUCUACGAUUUCUGGCGCGUGGUGUGGCAGGAGCACUGUUCAAGCAUCGUCAUGAUCACCAAGCUGGUAGAGGUGGGCAGGGUAAAGUGCUCACGGUACUGGCCAGAAGCCUCAGACAUGUACGGGGACAUCAAGAUCACAUUGGUGAAGACGGAGACACUGGCUGAAUAUGUCGUGCGCACUUUUACCUUGGAGCGGAGAGGCUACUCUGCACGGCAUGAGGUCCGUCAGUUCCACUUUACAGCAUGGCCAGAACACGGCGUCCCCUACCAUGCUACUGGGCUCCUGGCCUUCAUCCGGCGUGUGAAGGCCUCCACCCCACCUGAUGCCGGGCCUGUAGUCAUCCACUGCAGCGCGGGCACUGGCCGCACAGGCUGCUACAUCGUUCUGGAUGUGAUGCUGGACAUGGCAGAGUGCGAGGGCGUCGUGGACAUUUACAACUGUGUGAAAACCCUCUGCUCCCGGCGUGUCAACAUGAUCCAGACCGAGGAGCAGUACAUCUUCAUCCAUGAUGCAAUCCUGGAGGCCUGCCUCUGUGGGGAGACCACCAUCCCUGUCAAUGAGUUCAAGGCCACCUACAGGGAGAUGAUCCGAAUUGACCCUCAGAGUAAUUCCUCCCAGCUUCGGGAAGAGUUCCAGACACUGAACUCAGUGACACCACCACUGGACGUGGAGGAGUGCAGCAUCGCCCUGCUGCCCAGGAACCGUGACAAGAACCGCAGCAUGGACGUCCUGCCACCUGACCGCUGCCUGCCCUUCCUCAUCUCCACCGAUGGGGACCCCAACAACUACAUCAAUGCGGCCCUGACUGAUAGCUACACACGGAGUGCGGCCUUCAUUGUGACCCUGCAUCCACUGCAGAGCACCACACCCGACUUCUGGCGGCUGGUCUAUGACUACGGGUGCACAUCCAUCGUCAUGCUCAACCAGCUGAACCAGUCCAACUCUGCCUGGCCCUGCCUCCAGUACUGGCCAGAGCCAGGCCGGCAGCAGUAUGGCCUCAUGGAGGUGGAGUUUGUAUCAGGCACAGCGGAUGAAGACUUGGUAGCCCGAGUUUUCCGGGUGCAGAACGUCUCUCGGCUGCAGGAGGGCCACCUGCUGGUGCGGCACUUCCAGUUCCUGCGCUGGUCUGCUUACCGGGACACGCCUGACUCCAAGAAGGCCUUCCUGCACCUGCUGGCCGAGGUGGACAAGUGGCAGGCGGAGAGCGGGGAUGGGCGCACCGUGGUGCACUGCCUAAACGGGGGUGGCCGCAGUGGCACCUUCUGUGCCUGUGCCACAGUCCUGGAGAUGAUCCGUUGCCAUGGCCUGGUGGAUGUUUUCUUUGCUGCCAAAACGCUUCGGAACUACAAGCCCAAUAUGGUGGAGACUAUGGAUCAGUACCACUUUUGCUACGAUGUGGCACUGGAGUACCUGGAAGGGUUGGAGUCAAGAUAGCGGGCCCCUGGCCUGGGAUCCCACUGUGCACUCAGGGCCAGGCCCGCCAUCCCUGCUGGCAAAGAGGACCUGUGCUCUCAACUCUUCUCAGCCAUAGUCCCAUGGGGAAAGUGUUGGAGUGGACGCUGGGUCACCUUAGUGGUUCCCAUGGUGGCUGUGGGUCAAGGAAGAGCUUAGCAAGGCUGUAGCCCAGCCCCACCCCCAAAAGGUCCUGCAGGCCUAUGGUGAGAGGCCUGACACAGUGACAGGGGCCAGAAGAGCCAGCUGUGGGGAACCCAGGCCAAGCCCCUUUGCUCCAUCCCAGCCCUUGGGAGAGAUGAGUGAGGCCCUGUAGAAAAUAUCCCAGGCCAAGGCUUCCACUGGGGGUGGCCCUUCUGUACAUGGAUGGGGUACAUUGGGACUUGGUGUCCUGAAUCCCUUCUGGUUGAGCCUCUGAGGGUCUGGGAAGGCUGGGGACACAUUGACAAUCCUCUUCAGGGGAGUUGCAUUGACCUCCUCCACCCCACUGUCCCCUAUAGUCGCCCAGUCCUGACUCACCACCUUCCCCACUUCUGCUUUCCUGACAUGGGCUCUGAGCUUCCCCUGGCCUUUAAGCCUCCAUGGCUUGGUCCUGCUCAGCUUGGGCCAGUGACAGUCUGCAAGGCCGAACCACAUUCCCUGGAGUCGAGGUCCCUAUGGCUCCUGGGCAGGCUGUCCCUGGGAAGGAGGCAGUGUUAGAGAGAGGCUGGGCACAACCAUUAGUGUUUGGAGGAAGAAGGGGUAUUAUGGG
Messenger RNA from Castor canadensis (American beaver), 4249 nucleotides. RefSeq names its product protein tyrosine phosphatase receptor type U (gene Ptpru). Lineage: Eukaryota; Metazoa; Chordata; Mammalia; Rodentia; Castoridae. Gene Ontology annotation, cellular component: membrane. The record is from RefSeq and is a predicted model, not a curated record. Gene Ontology annotation, biological process: protein dephosphorylation. Gene Ontology annotation, molecular function: protein binding; protein tyrosine phosphatase activity.